AGGUGGCGCCAAGUGACGGGAGAGUGCACCUCCUUCCAGAGCCUACCACUAGAGCUCCAUCUUCGUCAUCCGGGAAUCUAGCGCCAUAUUUCUAUUUUUGCAUCAGUGUCCGUUGUUUAUGUGACUUUAUUUGCCAACGUUUGGACGCAACGGUGUCCUAUUCUCUGUUUGUGUGUAGACUAGAGUUAAGUGGUAUUAAAGAAAACACCGUGUCAUAAUUCAUUGAUGACCAAAUACUGUUAUAGUAUACCCUAUCCUAGGCUAUUUGUUUGUGUGUGUGUCUGUGUGUGUCGAUAAACCCGUAUAAGAAAGUAAAAGAUCCAAGAAACUUAUUAGGAUUCACAUUUCUUCGAGGAAAUUUCAAUAAUUGAGGAGGCCAAGUAUUCUGCCUUCAGUCAUGUCAUCGACCCCCAGUCAAGAGUCGGACGUCGGAACCGCUGAUGACGGUGGGAAUGAUGGGAGCCUUGAGACGUGGUCAAAUCAGCAAGAUCAGAUGGAAGAAGAGGAUGGAAAUGGUGGAGGAGGGGAUGAGGAGUCACCAGCUGUUAAUCCGAAGACUGAAGAAGUUGAUACAUCAGAGUCCCCAUCACCCUCACCUUCAUGUAAUGAUGAUCCUUCUCCGUCUGGAACUGCACAAUCUUCUAAAGCAUCCUCUCCUCAAAAUGUUUCACGGCUUUAUUGUUACUCAAGGGAACAGCUAAUAAAAUUGAAGGAUGCUCCACUGUCUGUGACAUGGCCAGCUUGCUUGGAUCCUUCUUUUAAUAAGGCACCUGGAAGAUGGGACCCUGAGAGAUGGAUACGAGCUGUACAUGAUGAGCGGCGUCCGUCCAGUACUGCUUCAACGGGCUCAACAGCUGGCAAUAGUAAUAGACCUGAUCGUCCUCCAGAUUUGGAAUUGAAACGCAGCCGGGAUCCUCGAGAAAGAGUGAAGCAAGAAGAACAGGAUGGAUUAGUGCUCUCUCCUCAACGGCGUAGCUUUAGCACUGGUUGUCAUGGUUUGCAACAAGGAUCUCCUCUCAGUAAUCGUCCAGAUUCUCCGGUAGAGCGAUCACAUCCUCAGCGAGAGAGUCACAGAGAAAUUCCAGCACGAAGAAUUGGCUCUGGUAGAAUUUCACGCAGAGAUGACAUUGAUGUUCCUGUGUCUGGAGAACGUCGAGAAAUUGGACGAAGAGAGAGAGAUCUUGAGCGUGAUAGAGAAGUAGAUCAGAGAAGAGAUUCACGUGAUUGGAGGUCCAAACCAGAUCAGCGAUAUGAUAGAGAAGAGAGGUUUGACAGCCGCCGUCGAUUUUUCGAGGAAGAAGAAGCAGAGCCUAAACGUGCAAAUCACAGAGACAGAGAACGACGAUACCAGGACCGUAAAAGGGUAGCUUCACGAAAUGAAGAAGAAGAACAGCCCGAGUGGUUUACUGGUGGACCUACUAGCCAAAAUGAGUUCAUUGAGCUUGUUGGAUUUGACGACAUUCCCGAAGAAGGAAGUACUUCUGGCAAACCUCAGAGCAAAAGGGAGCGACGGAGAUCCAAAAAGGAUAGAGAUGGAGGUGGAAGUCGGAAGAGCUCCCGCAGCAAUACUCCAGUCAUUAUUGAGGAAGCUGUUGACAGAAAAUCUCCAAAAGAAGAAGAAAAUGACCACCAAAAUGCCAAUGAGGAGAGAGCACAGUUACAGCCACAGUGGACAAAACCCAUGGUGGUGGAACCUACAAAUGAUCAGGAAAUGCCAGAUUUCAACAUAGAUGAAUUUCUGGAAGACAUUAUCGGUUUUCAAGGUGGUCAAGAAGAAGGGGCAACUGACAAUAGUGGCAGCAUUGGUAUGUGUGGUUCAUCCAGGCUUAAACAAUUUUUUUCAAAAAGAGAAAGUCCUGUUCUUGGUUCAACUGCUGGCUCUCGAAGGUCAUCUGUUGAUCUUCCACCACACAUUAAUAAUCUGCUUAAUGAGAUUGUCAUCCCAUCACCAACAGCAGGCCUAGAUUCCAGUCGAUUCUUCGCACCAAUUUCUCCAGCAGACAAAACUGGAGGCAACUCCAUUGUUGAUCUGUUACAACAGGCAAGUGGGGGCAUGGCCCCCCCAGAUCCCAUUGGACCUCCUGUUGGCCCUCCAGGAGCACCAGGGUCACAGCCACCACCGUCAAUCAAAGAUUUGAUGAUGGAUGGCAAAGGACAAAGUCUGGAAGAAGUUGAGGCUGGUAUUCGUAGUAUGCAUCAACCUUCGGUUAAUCAGCAUAGUCAAAUGAACAGAAACCACUCUCAUGGGCAAAUGACUGCAUUUAAUGAUUUUCUUUCACAAGUGAAUAAUCAGUGUUCCAUCAGAGAUGAUCACAAGAUGCAGUCCAAGGAUAAUAUAUUUAUGAAGCAGUUGAUGAAUGGUGGAAUCAAGGAUACGAACAGUGGAAUGAUCAAAUCAAAUGUACCUAAUGCUCCAUUGGAAAAUGAUCUCAUUGCAAUGCUCAUGAAAGGUAAUGUUGGUAGCCCAGGACACCAACAGAAUCACCUUUCUGUCCCUCAGCAGCCAAGAAGUAUGCCUCCUCCAGCUGUACCCAACCUUAGUGUACCUCCACCAAAUUUGGUCACACCAUCUCAGCCCCCUCCUAAUAUGGCUCAGAUAAAUAGUCAGGGUCCUCCUGGGCAUGAUACUGUUAUAAAGCUUCUGUUACAAGCCCGGCAGCUUUAUCAGCAACAGCAGCAGCAGCAGCAGCAGCAACAACAACAACAACAACAGAAGAUCAGACAAAUCAUAGAACAGGAAAGGCAAAAGCAAAAACCACUUCAGCAACAGCAGCAACUAGACCCAAUUAAACAGUUGAUGGUGGGCAUAUCUCACAUGAAUACUUGUCAUUCUCCUCAACCGCAAGACCCUUUGUUACGCGAUGCCUUGAUGAGACCUGAUGUACAAAAGUUAUUGCAGAGAGUGGCAACAGGGCAGGUAACAGCAUCACAGCUUGUAAGUUCAUUGAACUGUGUUUCAUUGACCCCUAGUCAACGUGAUGCCAUUGUGACAGUGUUGAAGUUUCUCAAUGAUCAGCAACAACGUUCAUCACUUACCCCAUCACCAACACCUCAAGCUGUUGUUAGUGGUGGGCUUGCUAUUGGUGGCAAUUCUUCCUUGUCACCAAGAGUGGCUUCUCCAAACCCAGAUGCUUCCAAUAUGCUCAAUCCUCAUUUGUUGCAGCAGCAGUCUCGCCUUUCUCCUCUUAUGUUUAAUUCUCUUGGCAAGAACUUAAGUAUGAAUAAUGUUGGCAGUGGCCCUCGAAGACCACCAUCCCACCAAGAAUUGGUUGCUCAUGCUCAAAGCAUCAUGCAGAAGGCUCUCCUUAAGCAAGAACUAGAAAAAGCCAAAGAGAAGUAUCGCAAGCGCGAGGCAGAGCGAGCGAGAUCACCUAAUCCUAAUUUGCCCAUGACUGUUACAACUGUUGGCUCAUCGGUACAUAAGGAUGGAUCACCAAGUAAGACAGUUGGAAAAUCUCAGUCGCCACUGGUUUUCACUCCAACCUCUGUUAUGAGAAAGAUGACUGCUGAUAAGGAUCGCCAUGACCGUUCUGAUAAGCCUGACAGUCCAAUAGUAGCCAGUGACUUGAAAGAUGGUGAAAGGAAUAGAGAACAGAUGGAUAAGCAGUUAAGUAUAGGACAGCUUCAUAACUCCCUGCAUCAGCAGUAUCAGCAGCAGAAGCAGCAGCAACAGCAGCAGCAACAGCAGCAGCAGCAGCAUCAACAAGUUAUUGGACGUGGGAAAGCUGAGAAGAGAGACCCAAGACGUGGUGCAUCGCCCCUUCCCACUGGUGGGGCUUUAAUUCCUGGCAAAGGACCAAUGAUGAUGGGAGGGGGGCCUGGAAUGAUGAAUAUGGUACCUCACAACCAUGGUCCUCCUGGUCAGCGACAUCCUUCAGUUUCUCUUCAACCUCCAAACCUUGGCAUGCCACGGGGAAAUACACAAAAUCUGAAUACUCUGAGAGCAAUCCAAGCACAGGCUGCAUUGGGUCAGCAGCUGAUGAGAAGUCCAUCAACCCCAGCAGGUAACCUUGGGCCACCUCACCAUCGAAUGUCCAAUGCCAAUCCUACUGGUACCCUCCAACAACUCCUGCUCAACAAUAAUUCUCCUGCCACCUCCCUGCACCAUCACCAUAAACCAGAUGGUGGGUUGCAAGUCCCCUUAAUGUCUGUGGGAGGUGGAUCACACCGUAGCUCCCCAGUCAACUUAGCAACUUUCUUUGGGAGAGAUAUCAUAGCACAAGUCCAAGCUGGUGGAUUACCAGUUCCUGAACUUCCUGGAGGAAAGGUAAUGAGCCUGGAGGAAGUUGAGAGAUUGCAGCAAACUCAAGUGGUUCCCAAUUGAAAAUAUGAAUGUAUGAAAGAAAACCUUGAUGUCCCUCCCUAUCCCUUCCCUCGUUCACCUCUAGAUCUCAGAUUUACAACCGAAUGGUCGUAAUGAUGGCGAGUGCCUGAAUGUGUGCUUGUGUACAUGUUUGUAAUAUAUUUCAAAAUAAGGAAACAAACCCCUAAUUCACUGAAAAACCCAAUAUUACAAGGAUUAUUUAUUUUAGUAAAACUUGAGCUUUCGUGAGUAAUGCAUUGUUAUUACAAUGCUGUAUUUCUUUAUGUAUAAAGGCUCUAGUGAUAUAGAGUAGAAGUGUGUAUAUAGGAAAAAUGGGGCAUACCAUAUGCAUAUGACAGUGUGUGCCUUGUAAGUAUAAAGUAUACAAAGUUGCACACAUUUAGUUCUUGACUGAUUUUGACAGCACGCUGUAGAUAUAUACGUACUACUUACAAAUAAACAUCAUGAAUGUUUAUAAUACACCUUGUGAUUGGACACCUGUACACAUAAAAUUUAAUGGGAGGUUGUGUAAAUAUUAUAUGUCCAGCAGCAGAUUUAAAUAUUUAUGUGUAAGAGUUAACAAGAGAACAUUCAUCAAUAGGUAUUGAUAAUCAUGUGCUCAUGCUGUUGGAAUUUGUAAUACAUACAUACACCACAUGCUUUGUAAUAAACUACAUUACACUUUGAAUGUGGAGGAAAAUCUUCCAAACAGCACCAUUGAUGCAUACAUCUUGUCAAUAUUCAAUGAAUGCAGGUAUACCUUGAAUUUCCAGGUUUUGUGCUUUGAUAGUUCAGGGUUUGGUUUAUUAAGUUAGGGCAGGUAUCUGUAUAGUUUUGGUAGGGUCAUUUUUAUAGAGUCACUCAGGUAUGUGCAUGUUUAUGACUCAGUUUUUGUAUGGAUGUGUUUGCAUGCUUAUAAAUUAUAUACUAUCUCAAGUAUGUAUAUAUAUGUAUAUAUAUAUAUAUAUAUAUAUAUAUAUAUAUAUAUAUAUAUAUAUAUAUAUAUAUAUAUAUAUGUAUAUAUAUAUAUAUAAAAUGUAUUUAUGUAUAUGUAUGUAUAUAUAUGAAGAUAAAAGGCCCAUAAAGCACUAUUUGAACAUUGCAUCAAUAUAUCUCAAGCACUGUCUUCUGUGGCCCCUGUUCACUGCUCAAAAUAUGUGGUUGCAAAAUUCAACUAUUGUUUUAUGGGCUGUUUAUCUUCUUAUUAU
Molecule: messenger RNA, 5511 nt
Organism: Macrobrachium nipponense
Lineage: Eukaryota; Metazoa; Arthropoda; Malacostraca; Decapoda; Palaemonidae
Product: myb-like protein P
Exons: 24
Coding region: 398-4324 (1308 amino acids)
Biological process (GO): negative regulation of translation
Cellular component (GO): nucleus; cytoplasm
Molecular function (GO): mRNA binding
Source: RefSeq, a predicted model, not a curated record